AUGGCGGCCACGGCGAGUGUCACUGCCACUGCUCCCUCCCCUCCAGCUCUCCUCAAAGCAUCAUUGCCUUCUUCGCUUAUCUCCUUCCGCCCCGUCUCCAGCCGCUGCAAGCACCUGUGCGUCAAGACCAAGGCCACAGAAAAUGACCAGUCUGCUAAAAAGCCUCAAAAAGUGAACAGCAUUCUUUGCCAGGACUGCGAAGGAAAUGGUGCAAUCGCAUGCACCAAAUGUGAGGGAAGUGGGGUGAAUUCUGUUGACUAUUUUGAAGGUCGAUUUAAAGCUGGAGCUUUAUGCUGGCUUUGCAGAGGAAAGCGUGAAAUCCUAUGUGGGAGCUGUAAUGGUGCUGGCUUCUUGGGUGGAUUUAUGAGCACUUUUGACGAAACUGCGCAAUAG
Molecule: messenger RNA, 393 nt
Organism: Miscanthus lutarioriparius
Lineage: Eukaryota; Viridiplantae; Streptophyta; Magnoliopsida; Poales; Poaceae
Source: the annotation of a GenBank genome assembly